This is a messenger RNA of Neospora caninum, 2745 nucleotides long. RefSeq lists its product as hypothetical. The transcript is spliced from 8 exons. Bases 1 to 2745 code for a protein of 914 amino acids. The record is from RefSeq and is a predicted model, not a curated record. NCBI's taxonomy places the organism in Eukaryota, Apicomplexa, Conoidasida, Eucoccidiorida, Sarcocystidae.
AUGACCAGAAGGACCGGCCGCUUCGCCUCCGUGGACGCGUUCUGGGAACUCCUCCUCAGGGCCGUUCGGCGACGUGCGGGCGAAGCAAUCGAGAAGAGCCGCGACGGCGAAGACGAGGAUGUGACCCUCAACCUGUGGGACGUGACCGACUUGGAGGCUCUGCGGCGCUCUGCUGGGGGGGAGAAGCCCUCGUCGCCGGCUUCCUCGGAAGACAAACACUUCCUGAUUCUCACCCACAGCGCUGGCUCGAGAAGAGUGCACUAUCCUCUGGCGCUGCACAGACAGAGCGAGACGCGAGAGGAGACGUCUGAGACUGCAGCGAAAGGCCGAGAAGGCGCGCGUGUCACAGAGGCGCCGACACCCUGCUUGGCGUCACCCCCCCAGACAGCCUCGUCGAGCAAACACCUUUCACAUCCGCCGCGUUCUCUGGCGCUGUCCGAAACGAAGCCUACCACACCGCGAAGCAGGCUGACCCAUAUCGACGCCGCAGACGCUUGCGCUUCGCAGCGCUCCUGCGCUUCCUCGGAUGGCUCCAUUCCUCGCCUAGGCCCCGUGCCGGUGGCUGCCGUUGAGCUGUCUUCUGCGCGUUCUGUCUCCUCGGCAAAACCCGCCGCUUCGCUGUCUCCGAGAAGUCCGGCGAGCUGCGCCGUCGCCAGGCGAGAGACAGCCCGUCGGCCGUCGCUCGGGAAUCGCGCCGAGACGACGGACGCCAGGGCGAAAAGACGCGACCUCGCAAACGAAAACUCACACGAUUGCGAACCCCCCAGACCUCUCCUCGCAAGACGUGACGGAAGCCGCGAUUCGCUGGCGGGAUGCCAGGGCGUGGAGCACGGCGACGGGGCUCUGAACGCCCGACUCCUCGCUGCGCGAUUGGAGCAAGUCGAGCGAGAACUGCAUGUGACGGCGCGGCAGCUCGACACAGAGAGACACCUCCGGGAGAGAGAGACAGCGCGCCUGAAGGCCGAACUCGAGAAGGCGCGACGAACGGAAAACGCUCUGAGAAACCGAGUUCGCGAGCUAGAAGCAACACUCAGGCUAACCACCGUUCGACUGGCGAGUCGCCCGCCGCUAAGCCGAUCGGCCUCUAUGCGUCUUGCUUCCGCUGACCGGCACUCGCCGAGCUCGUCGCUCCGCGCCUCCUCUCCGCGGCCUGCCUUCUCUGCUGUCUCUUCUGUCUCCUCUCGCGAAGGCCCUCCGCGUGGCGCGCCUGCCCUGCGAGCGGCCGUUCGCUGUCCUUCGCCUGUGCACUAUUUUUCGUCUCUGUCUCGGCCUGCCACUUGCCCUCGCGGAGGCCAAACCGUCCCUAUGUCUCCUUCCCGAGUGUGGGGAGACAGAGACAGUUCUCGGGGUCGCUUCGGUGAUUCGAUGACGGGCAGCCGCCGGCAACUUCUGAGGGGCGUCGAAUUGGAGGCGAGUGGAGCCGCGGGAGGCUUUCAGGGCCGGCGUAUCCGUUCUUCUCUGCAGGAGUCCGCUUGCUCUGUCGCCUCGUCCCGAGGUGUCUCCUCUUGGGCCCGCCCGAGGGGCGCGUCCAGAGACACCCUUCCUUCCCCCGUCGCGACCUACUCAGACGAAGACGAGGGGUUUUCUGCUUCCAGUCGAGGACUUCUUCCUCCACGAAGGGAACCCUCUGGAGGUGUUGAGUCUCUCCACGCGCCCCACCAGCCCCCAACUGCCCCUGGGUUAUCGCGGACAGCGAAAGGAGACAGCCGAGGCGGCGACAGUUCCUACGUUAUGAUUCCUGUCGAGGCGCUGAAGCAACUUCUCCGGAAUGCUCCGGAAAAAGAGUUGGAAGAGCCACACAGGCCCGCUGGCGCUUCACUGCCUCUCGAGGGUGGGGGGGAGGCCGUUGUAGACAGGAAGGUUUUGAGUGUACUUCCCGAGCACGCAAGCUGCUGUCAGCGCAGACAGGAAUGCGAGGCAGGCCCCCCUUGUGGGGACGGGGGUAGGAUCCUGCCAAACCCGCGGGAGCCCCGCCGCGAGCUCUCUUUCGAGUCUCAGGAGCCGUCCUCCGAGCAAUCUGCAAGUUACCCCGGUCACGAUGGCUGCAGUCCCUCUCAGGGUGACUCGAUCGCGGGCUCGGAAAUGCGGCUCCACGCCCGCCAAGCCAUCCAGGGGGGGGCCGCGCCUGCGGGGGGUGCGCUUGGGGGGCUGGAGGCACUUGUGGGGUCGGCGACACUUAUGGGGCCCGCUUUUAGAGAGGAGCCAGAAGGGCCUUCAGGCCUGUUUGAAGGUCCUGCGGCUCUGGCGCCCCACCCUGGCGGUGUGGGGAAAGCGUCCCUGCCGCACCUUCGGGUCGAUGGCGGCAGGCGCGACGGGUCACCGGACGGUGCGGGGUCUGUUCGGGGAUUUCAGCUGAGCAGGAAGGAGACUCCUGAGAGAGAAAGAGAAGACAUGGACGAAAGAGUGCCAGUGCACCGAUCGGCGACCAGGCUCGUCGCUCUAGGUCGAGGGGGUUUGCAUCCCGGAGAAAAUGAAGACAACCGCGGAGUGCAGAGGCUCCAAAAAGAGGCACAUCUUUUCCCGCAGGAGCCGGCGUCUGAGCAGCUCGGUGCGGGCGACGGAUGGGACCCCAACGGAGACAGGAAAGGGGGAUUCGUUCGGUUUCCUGACAAGCGCACCGAAACGGAGAGUGGGCGCAACGCGUACUCGGAAAUCGACCGCAGACUUUCGGCUCUUCAAGAAUUCCUCAAAUCCACCAGACAAACCUUCAAGAUGCUCGAAAGAGCAGAGAGCGCUGCCCCGUAG